UCCUACGCUGAUCAUGAUUAUAUCGAGCGUUUGAGCACUUGAGCCGUGCCGCCACGUCAAUCACACACAGAGUCUCUAGAUGCAUACCUAUUUUGCACCGAUGCGGUCAUUCCGCCGCAAGUAUCUGUCAUUCACGCAGUGUCAAGAAGACAAACCUAUCCGGCUGACUCGGACUGCCAGCGUAGUCCGGAGCUCAAACUGCAAACAAUGAGCUAUAUCGGAAGCAAUUCCCGUGAUUCUCGUGUGCGUACCCCAGCUCCACACGCACCCCACCACACUUCCAUUGCUCGCCGUCAGUGUCCGCUCGGCGGUCUCCACCGUAGUGCUUAUCUCCGUGUCCCGUCGGCUUAUCUCUGUUUGUACUCCGCCUUUUCCAGUGCGUAUCUUCCUGAACCCCACACUGGGGAAUCCUGCGUUCUUCAUGUGAGCUGCAGAGGUGCGUAUCGCGUAUUUCACUGCGUCAACCUGCCUCGUUACCAUGGAUCCCCGGGACACGAGGCUCUGCUUCAUUGCAUUCAUACGUCCGGCUCUUGUCUCCACAGUUUCCAGAAUGUGUUCCAUCGCAUCUCAUCGAGCUUCCCAUCCAGAACCAACAGGACCAUGGGGAAAGCAAUGAUGCUUACUGGUGGAGUAGGCGGUGAACUCGGUCUUCGUGCGUUAUCUGCUUAUACGUGGCACAUCUUAUCUACAUUAAUAUUCGUGGUCCCGCAGAAGCACCCACAUAUGGUAAUCCUAGGUGUUCGGGCUUGCAUACUCCAUCGCACCAAACAGAACGAUCUAGUAGGUGCGCGAUGGGAGAUAUCGCGUUCGAUAAGAGCUAGGACGUUCAUGCACUACUUGUCACUUGGACUCGUCGUCUUUACAUACAAGGCUAGAGCUCAUGCCACAGAUAGCCAGUAGGUUGCAUUCUGCGGUGGUCCCGGUUAUACCGGCACUCGCAGUGAUCGGCUGGCUGGCUUUGAUAUUGUUCUUCUCUCAUCCAUUCCGUCCGAGAGCCUCGCUAGAAGCAAAACAAGGAAUAACUCCGUGUCUGACAUUAGUACAAUGCGCAAUGUGUACAGGUUAGCAUAUCUAGCUGAGCAUGUAUAUCAGCUACAGCCCAUUGUGCUAGUGGCCCCUGCGGGAAAUAGGCGCAUAUUUUAAGCUCU
Molecule: messenger RNA, 1148 nt
Organism: Suillus plorans
Lineage: Eukaryota; Fungi; Basidiomycota; Agaricomycetes; Boletales; Suillaceae
Exons: 1
Coding region: 208-900 (230 amino acids)
Source: RefSeq, a predicted model, not a curated record